AUGGGCAAAUUAAGCUUUAAAAAACUACUUACCCUUCUUCUCCUUAUCCAGUUCUUGUGUGUUGUUGCUUCUGCCUCUUCUACUAAAGAGGCAAAUGCUCUCCUAAAAUGGAAAGCUACCUUUGAAAAUCAAACAAAAUCUCGGUUAAGUUCGUGGACUCUGGUUUCUCCUAAUGCCACCAACUCUAAGCCACUCAUCUUGGACCUUGAUGAAAACCAACUGAAUGGCACAAUUCCAUCUGAAAUUAGUCAGUGUCAAUCUCUCAAUGAGCUUGCCUUGUAUAGUAACAGUCUAGACGGUCAAAUUCCUACUUCUCUUGGUAAUCUGAGCAACCUGGUUAGGUUAUAUCUCAACAAUAAUUCGCUUUCAGGUUCUAUUCCUGUAGAAAUGGGAAAUCUAACAAAUUUGAUUGAACUUUACUUGGAUACCAACCAUCUUACAAGCCUCAUUCCUUCCAGUUUUGGAAAUUUUACUAAGCUUAUUGUGUUGCAUGCCUUUGACAAUCAACUUUCUGGUCUCAUUCCUGAAGAAUUAGGAAAUUUGAAGUGUCUUGAACAUCUAAGCCUUUAUUCGAACAAUCUUUUUAGUUCUAUUCCAGCAUCAUUGGGUAGCCUGAUGAAUCUCAACUAUCUUCAUCUCUAUGGAAAUCAGCUUUUUGGUCCCAUUCCUAAAGAGCUUGGAAACUUGAAAUCUCUCACAGAUCUAGAGUUGAGUGUAAACCAAUUAAAUGGUUCACUUCCUCCUUCAUUUGGCAAUUUGAUUAAUUUAGAAAUAUUAUAUCUUCUCCAAAACCAACUUUCUAGAUCUAGUCCUCAAGAAAUAAGAAAUCUCAUGAAAUUAUUACUUCUGCAACUAGACACAAACCAGUUUAUUGGUCCUCCGCCCAACAUUUGCCAAGGUGGUUCACUUGCAUGCUUCAGUGCAAGCAACAAGAAUCUCACAGGUAACAUCCCCAAAGGCUUAAAAAACUGCACAGGCUUGGGAAGUUGUCCAAAUUUAAGUUCCUUACUUGUGGCAAGGAACAAUAUCACUGGAACUAUACCACCAGAGAUUGGAAAUGUAACUCAGCUACAAUCACUUGAUCUUUCUUCCAACAAUUUAGUUGAGAAGAUUCCAAAGACAUUGAGAAAGUUGACUACUCUUAUUAAGGUCAACUUAAGUGACAAUCAACUUUUCGAUGUCAUACCUCCAGAAAUUGGGCUACUGACUAAUCUUGAGUCUUUGGACCUGUUCUCAAAUAGAGUAAGACAGUUAGAUUUGAGUCAUAAUUCUCUCAGAGGAGAGAUACCACCGCGAAUGAGCCAUCUAGAAAGCCUAGAACGACUAAAUCUCUCCUACAAUUCUCCAAAUAGUUUUGAGGAAAUGAGGGGUCUAUUGUAUGUUGACAUAUCCGACAAUCAGUUGAAGGGCCUUAUUCAUGAGAGCAAAGCAUUUCAAGAUGUUGCUAUGUUACAAGGGAACAACGGAUUGUGCGAUAAUGUUCAAGGAUUCCCACCAAGGGACUUGUUUGAGGACAGGUCCAAAGACUCAAGAUUAAUCAGUAGGCCAAUUUCUGGAGGUAUGACAUUGAAAAAUUGA
Molecule: messenger RNA, 1578 nt
Organism: Mangifera indica (mango)
Lineage: Eukaryota; Viridiplantae; Streptophyta; Magnoliopsida; Sapindales; Anacardiaceae
Product: probable leucine-rich repeat receptor-like protein kinase At1g35710
Exons: 4
Coding region: 1-1578 (525 amino acids)
Molecular function (GO): receptor serine/threonine kinase binding
Source: RefSeq, a predicted model, not a curated record